Messenger RNA from Mobula hypostoma (lesser devil ray), 1784 nucleotides. Its product is annotated as suppressor of IKBKE 1-like. The record is from RefSeq and is a predicted model, not a curated record. The coding region runs from base 244 to 852 and encodes 202 amino acids. The transcript is spliced from 8 exons. NCBI's taxonomy places the organism in Eukaryota, Metazoa, Chordata, Chondrichthyes, Myliobatiformes, Myliobatidae.
GAGGGGGGAGUGGGGCUAGGCGGGUGGUGCAGGAGCAGCGGCAGGGAGGUGAGGUGAGGCCGCACCGGACCGGACUGGACGGGUCUGGUCUCGGUCCUGGGGAGGGGCGCCUCAAUACGGAUUGCGAGGCCCCAGGGUUACCAGACAAAGCACCGGAGGGAGUCGAUGGCUAAGGAAGCAUCCAUGACAGAAAUGGACUGUUGAUAUUUUUUGGGUGAAGACCAACAGUUUCCCUCCACAGUGAUGGCAUGCACAAUCGAGAAGGUGCUAGCUGAUGCGAAGGUCUUGGUUGAGCGACUAAAGGACCAUCAUAGCGCAGCGGAGUCCCUCAUUGAACAGACCACUACGCUCAACAAACGGGUGGAGAACAUGAAGGAAGUUGGGACAGGAAUCUCAGAUCGGAACCAGGAGGAUUUUGCAAAGCUGAAGAAGUUGAGCACUUACAAACCAUAUGCCCUCUGUCAGGAGAACACACAGAUACGGGAUCUGCAGCAGGAAAAUAAAGAACUAUGGCUUUCCCUGGAAGAGCAUCGCUAUGCUUUGGAGCUCAUUAUGAGUAAAUACAGGAAGCAGAUGUUACAACUUCUCGCCACUAAGAAGCCGGAUAGUACACCAAUUACCAACUUGUAUCAGAAGCAUUCCCAGGAGCUGCAAACUCGCGUGGAACAGAUCUGUGCCAUGGCAACAGUAAUGAGGAAAGCUGUUCAAAUGGAUGAUCCAGAAUACUGCCAAAUUCAAGAGAAAAUAGCCCAGCUGGAGCUUGAAAAUAAAGAAUUGCGGGAGCUUGUGUCAUUCAGUAAGGAAAUAUCUCUUCGGGAGGAUGUCGUUCAACCUCUUCACUGUGGAAAGUAACUACUGUGCUGGAUCGUCCCUGAAAUAGGCCUACAGAAGACACAUACCUGCAUAAGGCACUGAAGAAUUAAUGCUGUCGAGGUGUUAUCAGAUAUGGCUCAGCACCUUCAGAAGAGAAGGUAGAAGACCUGUUUACAACAAAACGUCAACUGACCUAGUGCCGUGUUUCCUCAGUGCCUAGUACAUUAAUAAGCAGAUUAAUUACAGCACCCCACUGCUGGUAAAUCACUUAGUAUUUACAGAAACAAAGUUGGACUUCCCCCCCCCCCAGCUGAUGCUCUGGCAACACAUUAGCAAAUCCUGCUACUUGACUUCUCUUCCACGUUCCUUCCUUCCAUUAAUGCAAGUGUAGAAUUGUGGCGAAAGGGAUACUCACUGAGUUCCGGAUACUUUAUAUCGUCCACAUCUGCUGUUAUACAAAGUACUGAGCGAAUGCUGUGAAGGGGAGAGAUGGUGCUGGUCAGAUGGGGGUGGGGGGGGGUAGUGUUGCUUGUCUUUUACAUUUCUCAAAUAGCUGCCUAAGAGCCUAGGCUUUGAGUAAUGGAAACUCUUGUACAUCUCAUUUAGAAGCUUCUGAAACUUUAAUUUGCUUGGCCAGGACCUACUGUUUGUAAAUGCCCAAAUAAAUUUUCUUACUGUAUUUUUUAAACAACUGUCCAAGAUGGAUAUUGUUUUGUGUGUUUGUACUGAUAGGCCCUCCAUUGUUUGGGAUCGACCAUGGUUGUUGCUUCCUAGUUGUUUAUAUUGUCAGUGGAUAUGCAAGCCAGUGUUGCCCAUGUAACAGGCUCCCCCUCUCCACGCGGCCGAUGAAUCCAAAGGAACGACAGAGAUCAGAAUCAGGUUUAUUAUCACUGGCAUGUGACAUGAAAUUUGUUAACUUACCAGCAGCAGUUCAAUGCAAUAAAUAAUCUAGCAGAGAGAAAAUAAAUAAA